AUGGCCGACAUCCCCCCGUACCCACUGUACAACAGGACUUACAACCUGUACCGCAUAUCCCCACUGCACCAUGGCGACACGCCCCUGCUCCGCGAUGCUUCCCUUCGUACCCAUGCAAAGCGACUGAAAGAGCAGCUCAAGGGCGACAAUGUGCGCGGUGUGCAGGUCGACUUUGCUGCCGCCGAAGACACGGCCAAGCUGGGUCCACUAGAGGAGUGCAGCUGGGACUUGCUUGGAGACGAGGAUGCUUGGAUUGACCGUCAUGUUGCAGACAUAGAUGAGUCGCAAAUAUCUUCUGUCCUCACUGCAGAAAAUGCACGUGGGCUUGAAAUCAGUCUCGAGUACGAGAAGCAGUCGUACAAUGCGCUCCUUCUGCGCGACCCGGCCGUCACUUCCUCACCUGAGGGCUUCACCUCACUCCCGCUCCUACUGGUCAAGAUGCCGGGCCCGAUCCGAGAUAUUUUCGUCAACUACCUCCGCACCACAUUUGACGCCCACGUCGCGCCAUUGCGGCUGCCGUCGCCUUUCAUCUCAUCUAGUCUGGAGACCUACUUCAAGCACCUCACCGCCAAGACUUCGACUCUGUCAAUACAGCAGCCCUUUACAGCUGCUUUGUUCGCUUAUCUAAAGCACCACCUCGCCCUCGACGCAUCGCAUCCAAACGUCCAAAUAUCGCGAGUCUCCUGCAAUAGCUUUUCCCUUGGCACUGAGCGCCUGAAGCUGAUUGCGCCAGACACCCUUGCGGAUACGUCCUUUUCCGACGAGGGAGGUGCCUCACAAGACGCAAGUGCGGGUCAGCUGGCCGUACAUGAGCUUUAUACUGUUUUGGUUAGGGAAGCGACCGGUAGUGGCAAGUUCUUGCCAGAAGAAAUGGCCAAUGACUAUAGAGAAGAUACGCCUUCUUUACGGAGGAAACGAGCCAUCAGCAACGCAGCGAUUGGCAAUGGUAACAACAAGAAGAGCAAGGCUAGAGGGAAGGAGAAUGGAAAGUUUUCCAAUGGCACAGCGGCAUGA
Messenger RNA from Pyrenophora tritici-repentis Pt-1C-BFP, 1014 nucleotides. The record is from RefSeq and is a predicted model, not a curated record. Lineage: Eukaryota; Fungi; Ascomycota; Dothideomycetes; Pleosporales; Pleosporaceae.